Molecule: messenger RNA, 693 nt
Organism: Amorphotheca resinae ATCC 22711
Lineage: Eukaryota; Fungi; Ascomycota; Leotiomycetes; Helotiales; Amorphothecaceae
Exons: 1
Coding region: 1-693 (230 amino acids)
Source: RefSeq, a predicted model, not a curated record
AUGCGACGAGCGAUCAGUAAGAUUCUGGCGACAUGGGUCCACGAGGUUGUGCUGCUCGAGGGGAUCGUUGGGGCGUUGUUGAUGACAGGGUCGCGAAGACAGGACGGGGGGAGUGUCGUGCUCCGAAGAGAGAUCGUUAGCGCCGGUAAACUGAUAUCAAAUGCCACGGGGGGUUUAAGUAGCCAGCACCGUGGGAGGGACAACCACCGGCUGGAAGAGAUCAGAGAAGAUGAGAUCUGCUGCGGUUCAGGUCGAUCAUAUCUUUUCCCUCUGGGAUACUCGCCCCUUUCCCGACAGGCUUUCGCGUUUGCGGCCAUGCCCCCUUUCAGCCGCAUCUCACGUGAUCCACCGCAAUGUCUCGCGGUUCGCCCGACGCAGCCAAUCAUUACGCGUGAAAGGGUCCCGCGGUGCGUCAUCGUGUCAGGCAAGAGGAAAGCGUCUCGUGAACUUGAUUCUAUAAUUACCAUGUCGCCGUUCCAGCAUCCAGGAACCCGACGGCAGGGCGCGGGGGCAACUGGGAAUGCCCUCAUCUGCUCCAACCCCACUCUGUUCGCACCAGAGAAAUUCCACACGCGACGCUUUGCGUGCUUUCUCAACGAGGUUCUUACAAACGCUUUGAUUCAUGCGGGCCAACUCUUCUGGAUCUUUCUCAUACGGUUGUCUGUGUUGCUCCGUAUCCUAUCAAACCCCUAG